GGGUCACUCUACCCUUGUUUUUAUCUCUUUUCUACUCUCUUUGCUCCGAGAAAACGGAAGACCUUUCGCUUCCGUCUCUCCUCCUUCCAGACUCUUCUAAUCUUCCGAUCUAACGCCUGUAAAAACCAGAUCCCCUCUCAGGCCUUCACCUUUUAUUCCCUUUCUUUCCCCCCAACGAAACUAGGGUUUCCUCCUCUUUCUCUUCUUCCCGCUGCCAUUUUCUACAAUCUCAUCUCGCCGUCCGUUUAAUUCCGGAUGGCGAUCGGCAAAUCAUCGGAGGGCACGGACGAUGAGUUCGUGCUGCGAUCAGGAGCGCGGUCCCGCCUCAAGCGCGAGUUUGCCUUCGCGGUGCGGGCCCAAGCCGAAUUCGCGGACCUGACCGGUCGGACUCGAUCGAUGAAGGUCUACAGCAAUCUUUCUCGCGAUAGAGUUUCUACGGUUUCGGGCAAUAAGAAACUCAAGACCUCUGAUGCUGCCGAGGCAUCGAAGAUUGAUUCUGGGGAAAAUCAGCCCAGGAAUGGUUCUGGAUUAGAUAAUGCCAUCGUUGUUGAAGAUAUUGGUGGAAUUGGAUUGAAUGGCGAGAAUGGAGUUUCAACGGAUUUGGGCAGUAAGAAACUCAGGACGUCCAAUGCUGCUGAGGAUCGGAAUAUUGAUUUGAACGAAAUUCAGGUCGAUGAUGGUUCCGGUGUUGAGGACACUAACGGAUUUGGAUCAAAUUGUGAGGAACAAAAUGGUUCAAUGGAGGAGAAUACUACUGCUCCGACGUCUCCUCCUCCAACAAAGAGGUUUACUCGUUCAGCAUUGAAAGGUAAUCCAGAUCUAAUGGAAAUUUCGACGGAGGUGGCUGCAGCAAGUGGAAGGCCUGUCAAGUCAAGUGAUGCAAUGCUCCUUGAUCUUAAUACUUGCAAGAAUGAGGCGAGUGAAACGGAUGGUAAGAAAGUGGCCAAUGCAGUUCAGCGGUCAAAAUCAAAUGACGGGAGUGAAAUGGAUGAUAAGAAAGUGGUCAAUGCAGUUCACCGGUCAAAAUCGGCUCCAAAGAAGAUGGAAUUGAAGAUGUCUAAGAAGAUUGCAUCGACCAAGUCCCCAUCAAAUGUUUCAGAGCUGCUUGCAACUGGGUUGCUUGAAGGACUUCCUGUCAAGUACAGUCUUGGCGGCAAUAAGGAAGGACUUCAAGGAACGAUAAAAGAUGGCAUGAUCUUGUGUUUUUGUGCUUCUUGCAAGGGGUCCAAAGUUGUUCCGGCCAAUCAAUUUGAGCAGCAUGCUGGUAGCCUAAGGAAACAUCCAUCACCACAUAUUUACUUCGAAAAUGGUAAAACCAUUCGUGAUGUGUUGAAUGCAUGCAAAACUGUGCCUUUGGACAUGUUGGAGGUAACGAUCCAAAGCACCGCUCGUACACCACCUGUGGCUGUCAAAGAGGCUACCACUUGUCAGAAGUGCGAAGGUGAGCAAGAUAUUAAGCCAUUUCAUCCAUCACGGGAUGGGCCAUCGUUGUUAAUGUGCAAUAAAUGCCUGGAAUUAGAACAACCAGAAGCAAGUCCAGCUGAUGAGAUGGAUGAUAGUGCCGGGUUAUCAGAGCCGCCACUGAUGCCGAAGUCCUCUAAGAGUAUCUCAAAACAUAUCUCAUCAGAAAAGAAGCCUGGCCAGGGGAAGUUAACUAGAAAGGAUCUCCGACUCCAUAAGCUGGUCUUUAUGGAAGAUGUGCUACCUGAUGGAACUGAAGUGGCUUAUUAUGUGCGUGGACAGAGAUUGCUUGAGGGUUACAAAAUGGGGAAUGGAAUAUUCUGUAGUUGUUGCAACAGUGAGGUCAGUCCCUCACAGUUUGAAGCUCAUGCUGGUUGUGCUUCUAGGCGGAAACCUUACCUACACAUCUACACCUCCAAUGGGGUGUCUCUUCAUGAAUUGUCGGUGUCCCUGUCUAAAGUUCAGAAGCUUUCUGCCAGUGACAAUGAUGACCUUUGCACAAUAUGUGCAGAUUUUGGAGAUCUUCUGCUUUGUGAUGGAUGCCCCAGGGCCUUUCACCAGGAUUGUGUGGGACUGUCAACCGUUCCUCAUGGUGAUUGGUACUGUUCAUAUUGCAAAACUAUGUUUGAAAGAGAAAAAUUUGCAGAACGUAAUGCUAAUGCCUUGGCAGCUGGGAGGGUUUUAGGAGUGGAUCCUAUAGAACAGAUAUCUAAGCGAUGCAUUCGUAUUGUCAAAACAUCACAAGCUGAUGUUACCGUCUGUGUUUUAUGCAGAUGCCAUGAUUUCAGCAAAGCAAAAUUUGGUCCACGCACAGUUCUUCUCUGUGAUCAAUGUGAGAAGGAAUAUCAUGUUGGCUGUUUGAAGGAGCAUAAAAUGGCAGAUCUAAAGGAUUUGCCAAAAGGAAAGUGGUUCUGUUGUGAGGAUUGUAGUAGGAUUCAUGCUGCUUUGGAGAAGUUGGUUCGUCGUGGAUCAGAGAAGCUUCCAGAUUCACUCUUGGAUGUUAUAAAGAGGAAGCAUGAGGAAAAAGAUUUGAAUAGUGCUGAUCUUGAUGUACAAUGGAGGGUUCUUAGUGGAAAAAUUACUUCACCAGACAGCAGAUUGCUGCUUUCGAAAGCUGUAGCUAUCUUUCAUGACUGCUUUGAUCCAAUAGUUGAUUCAGCAUUAGGCCGAGACCGAGACCUAAUUCCUGCCAUGGUUUAUGGAAGGAACGUGCGAGACCAAGAAUUUGGAGGGAUCUAUUGUGCAAUAUUGACUGUGAACUCAUCUAUCGUAUCAGCUGGAAUUUUGCGAAUUUUUGGAAAGGAAGUUGCAGAACUACCAUUAGUUGCCACAAGUAAAGAAAACCAAGGGCAGGGCUACUUUCAAUCAUUGUUCUCUUGCAUUGAGAGGCUGUUGGGAUUCCUGGAAGUGAAAAACCUUUUGCUCCCAGCUGCUGAUGAGGCUGGUACUAUCUGGACAAAGCGAUUUGGAUUUGAGAAAAUAAGUCCAGAUGAGCUGUCCCAGUACACCAAGGACUCACGUAUGAUGAUCUUUGAAGGGACAUCUAUGUUGCACAAGCAAGUUCCCAAGUGUCGGAUUGUUGGUAAACCAACUGUGAGCAGCUGAUAACAGUCUUCAUCGAUGCAACGGAUGAGCAUUUUUUAUUAUUAAAAUUUUGCAGCGCCCUUACUUGAAAUGUACAGAGAAGGAUCUUUUGUUUUGGUGAUGUACAGGAAAGAGACUUCACAUACUAUCCCUACAGAUGUUCGCUGAAGCAGUAAUGCAUCUAUAGCAAGAGAAGAAAAGAAAAAGAAAAGAAAGAUGGAUUUGGGAAUAUGAAAUUUUGAGUAGGAUUUUGUCAAAAUGAAAUAUAUAUUUAAGCAAUCCAUUGUAUCUCUAUCAAAUUGUGCUACUCACAAUGAUUCUGCAUUUUUAUUAUUUUAUUUUUUGGGUUCUCCUGUGGCAUAGGGUAUUCCGUCACUUUUUGCUGAAUAGGGGAUUUAUCUUGUGAACAA
Messenger RNA from Magnolia sinica, 3455 nucleotides. RefSeq lists its product as uncharacterized. Bases 256 to 3066 code for a protein of 936 amino acids. NCBI's taxonomy places the organism in Eukaryota, Viridiplantae, Streptophyta, Magnoliopsida, Magnoliales, Magnoliaceae. The record is from RefSeq and is a predicted model, not a curated record. The transcript is spliced from 18 exons.